Centropristis striata (black sea bass) is the source of this 2721-nucleotide messenger RNA. RefSeq names its product protein crumbs homolog 1-like. The record is from RefSeq and is a predicted model, not a curated record. Gene Ontology annotation, molecular function: calcium ion binding. The transcript has 7 exons. Lineage: Eukaryota; Metazoa; Chordata; Actinopteri; Perciformes; Serranidae. The coding region runs from base 1 to 2721 and encodes 906 amino acids.
AUGUACAUAGAGACUCAGCUUCUAGAUCCAGAGGCUCCUCUUGAUGUGUCAUUCAGCUUCAGGACAACAAGACCAGUCGGCACCCUCCUGCAGCGCAGAGUGAACGACCUGCUCCUCAGCAUCGAGCUGAUGGACGGCCAUCUCUGUCUGCGCAGCCUGAGAGGUCAAGGCUCCAGCACGCUGGUUCAGGAGCUGCCUGAGUACUUGUCCAACAACAAGUGGCACACGGUAGAAGCAUCACUAGGCGGCGUGGUCAGUCUCAUCAGGCUGCUUUGCAUUGAAGGGAGCUGCAUCAGAGACUCCCGCUCGGAAGUCCAGGUGCUUGAGCAAGCCUCUGCUCUCCCAGAGCCAGGAACAGUUCGUCAAAGUCUCUUCAUAGGAGCAAUCGGUGGGAACUGGGGUUCGGGCAGAGCGGCGGAUGAAGCAGAUUACCCGCCUGCUUUUCUAGGCUGCUUCAGAGAUGUGUUAGUGGACUCACAUCUGGUGUUGCCUGCUGUAGUGGCAGAAGAUUCAGACACUCAGGAAAAUGUCACAGCAGGAUGCAAUGACAAAGACAAGUGCGAUGAAAGUCCGUGUCAGAACCGAGGGCGCUGUGUGAGCCAGGGCUGGAGGAGCUACAUGUGUGAGUGCCACAGGCCAUACGAGGGAAACGACUGUGCAGAGGAGUAUAUCACAGCAAGGUUUGGAAACAAAGACCUGGAGAGUUAUGCUUCAUUCUCACUGGACGAUGACCCAGGUGAUACUGUGACUAUAUCCAUGUUCAUACGCACCAGACAGUCCAGCGGGCUGCUCCUCAUCCUGGCCAACAGCACCAGCCAGUACCUCCGCCUGUGGCUGGACGAGGGCAGGGUCAAAGUUCAGGUCAACAACUUUGAGACUUUCGUCGGUCAGGGUGCGGUCAGUGACGGCCAUUUCCAUCUGGUGACUGUAAAGCUGGAAGGAAUGACUGCCAUGUUGUUCCAGUCAGCCCAGAGCCAGGGCUCUAUGCCCAUUAGGCCCAUCCAGGCUCAGGCUUUGGAUAUGGUUUUUGUUGGUGGGCUCCCAGACUCCAGGGCCUCUGCCUCGUUUGGUGGCUACUUUAAGGGAUGUGUCCAGGAUCUGAGGAUUAACAGCAAACGGCUGCAGUUCUUUCCCAUUGCUACUCCGGUGGACUCUUACAGCCUGGAGCAACUUAUCAACGUUGCACAAGGAUGCAGCAGUGACAAUGCCUGUGCUGUCAAACCAUGUCUCAAUGGGGGAGUGUGUUACCCCAUGUGGGACGAUUUCAUCUGUAACUGCCCCCCCAACACUGCAGGGCAGCGCUGUGAGGAGGUGAAGUGGUGUGAGCUGUCCCCCUGCCCCACCACCGCUGUUUGUCAACCCGUCUCUCAGGGCUUUGAGUGUUUGUCUAAUGUGACAUUUCGGGCUGAUAGCAGCAUUUUGCACUACAGGAGCAACGGGAAUAUCAAGCGCAGCCUAAGCAGUGUCUCCAUCAGCUUCCGCACAAGACAGUCCGCUGCCGUCUUACUACAUGCACAAAAAGACUCAGACUACCUCACGGUCUCCUUCCUGGACUCUCAUGUGUUUGUGGAGCUCCAGUCUGGGGCUGACGAGGAUUCCCACAAGAUGACAGUUCAAAGCCAGGAUCCAACCAGUGAUGGCGAGUGGCACACUGUUGAGCUCAGCAUGGAGGACCCAACGCAGCCGACCUGCAGGUGGAUCAUGGCUGUGGAUGGAGGGAAGAAGGAGCUAAGCGUGUCUAAAACAGCUGCAGGGGACUUGGAUUUUCUUAAGGAGGGAGCAGACAUCUUCCUGGGGGGACUGAGCUUAGAUGCUGGAGUGAACCUGUCUGGGUGUCUGGGACUGGUGGCGAUUGGAGGCCUUGCUCUACCUUUCCACUUGGACACAGACUUAAACCUCCCCAGACCUCAGGAGGAGAAGUUUUCCAGGAUAAACAGUAACGUUGCCCCACGAUACGGCUGCUGGGGCGCAAGCGUGUGUGCACCCAACCCGUGUGACAACGAGGGUGUGUGUGAGGACCGAUUUGACCUGCACCAAUGCACAUGUCCCUCUGAGUGGAAGGGGCCACUUUGUCAAGACCCAACGGACAACUGCAUCUACAGCCCCUGUAUCAACGGCAACUGCAUCAACCUACCGGGGGGAUUCAUGUGUGUGUGUGAGCCGGGGUACAGUGGUAUACAGUGUGAGGUGGAAGUUGACACGUGUGAAAAUAACAAUUGCAGCAAAGGCGCCACGUGCCUCAAAGGUUUCCAGAGCUACGCGUGCGUCUGCCCUCGGGAUCUGACAGGCCAAUACUGCGAGGAGAAAGUUCCUGAAAUCCCAUGGUACAUUGAGACCAAUCCACUUCCUCAGUUGCCUGUAACUACAUGCACGGGCACAAGAUGGAAUUACAGCUGCUUUAAUGGAGGGAACUGUUCUGAAGUAGACAACAGCUGUUACUGCCUGCCUGGUUUCACCGGACAGUGGUGUGAAAAGGACGUGGAUGAAUGUGCCUCGGACCCGUGCAUGAACGGCGGAUUCUGUGUCAACUACGUGAACAGUUUUGAGUGUGUGUGUGAUAUGGAUUACUCAGGGAUACACUGCCAAAUCGACGUCAGUGACUUCUACCUGUACGUCUUCUUGGGCCUGUGGCAGAACCUCUUCCAGCUGGUGUCCUAUCUUGUGAUACGCCUCGACGACGAUGAGCCAGAAAUUGAGUGGGUGUUCCACGUCAAUGACUAG